This is a messenger RNA of Suillus paluster, 1596 nucleotides long. RefSeq names its product glycoside hydrolase family 13 protein. Bases 1 to 1596 code for a protein of 531 amino acids. The record is from RefSeq and is a predicted model, not a curated record. The transcript is spliced from 16 exons. Gene Ontology annotation, molecular function: calcium ion binding; alpha-amylase activity. Gene Ontology annotation, biological process: carbohydrate catabolic process. Lineage: Eukaryota; Fungi; Basidiomycota; Agaricomycetes; Boletales; Suillaceae.
AUGCUUCACGCUACGUCUCUCGCAGUUGCCCUUGUCGCGUUUGCCUUGCCUCUUGUUUAUGCCGCAACUGCUGAUCAAUGGCGAGGUCGUUCAAUUUAUCAAGUCAUCAUCGACAGAUAUGCUUUACCUGAAGGAGCAGAUCCUAAUCAAUGCGCCCCAGAAGACCGUACGUGGUGCGGUGGGACCUGGAAUUCUCUUCGCCAGAAUUUAGACUACAUCCAGAACGCAGGUUUCACUGCAGUCUGGAUUAGCCCUGUUUCCCAAAACUAUGAGGGUCCGCCAACGCCAUAUGGAGACCCCUACCACGGAUAUUGGAUUGCAGAUGCUACUAAACUCAACUCUCAUUUUGGCACCUCUGACGAUCUGAAGGCUCUUUCCGAUGAACUGCAUCGUCGUGGAAUGUACUUGAUGGUUGAUGUUGUUGUCAACGAUGUCAUGGCCACGUCAACAAAACCCGAUUUGUCCACGUACAUGUUCAAAGACGAGUCGCAAUAUCAUCCAUACUGUGUCAUAGAUUGGAACAACGCCACCAGCGAGGAGCAAUGUUGGUUAGGUGACACCGUCGUUCCUCUUCCUGAUAUCAACACAGAAGACCAAACCGUUGUUUCCGCUUUUGGUGACUGGAUUCAGUCCUUGGUUCAGGAAUACAACAUUGAUGGACUCCGAAUUGAUGCUGCGAAACACGUUAACAUUGACUUCUGGCCCGUGUUCUGCGACAAAGCCGGCGUAUUUUGCAUAGGAGAAGUCUUCGGCUCAGAUGUCGACGGCGCAUCUCUCUUCCAGGGACCCAAUUCCCUCGACUCGAUUCUGAACUACCCCAUGUACGCCGCGCUUGUUAACGCAUUCACCAUUCCUGGGCCCCAGAAUACGAGUGCCGUUUCAGAUAUGAUCGCGCAGGAGGCAGCAAAGUUCAAGGACCCCACACUUCUCGGAAACUUCAUUGAAAAUCAGGAUAACCCUCGCUGGGCGAAUAUCUCCGUUGAUCCACAAACUUUAUACAACACCAUGGUAUUCAACUUUAUGACUGAUGGGAUACCCAUUGUGUAUUAUGGCCAAGAGCAGGGCUUUAGCGGAAAUGCUGAUCCUUAUAAUCGCGAACCAAUGUGGCCUUCGAAAUAUGCCAACACUACAACAUACCAACUCAUGUCCACAUUGAAUCAGUUCCGAAAUUUCUUGGUUAACAACACGCAGUGGGCAACCACGCUGACUCAGGUGCUCACGACAUCACCAUACGGCAUCGCAACUUUGAAGGGGGAUGUUGUUUCCAUCAUGACUAAUAUUGGAUCCCCCCCUCAAAAUGUCACCAUUCCUGUGUAUACCCCAUACCAUGCCAGCACGGCACUCACCGACAUACUGACCUGUCAACAGUGGCCAGUGGGUAGCAACGGCACCAUUGACGCGCAGUAUAGUUUAGGAGGCGUGCCUAUUGUCCUCUACCCGACUGAUCUCUUGCAGAAUUCUGGUUUGUGCGGGAACUCGGGCCCCUUGACAGGUUCGACCAAGUACGCAUCGUGGGCGCUGCCCGUUCAUCGUCCUUUUGUAUCUCUUUAUGUUUUGUUGUCUUCUUUGUUGGGCUUUCUGGCUUGUUUUCUGUAA